Lobosporangium transversale is the source of this 1431-nucleotide messenger RNA. RefSeq names its product major facilitator superfamily domain-containing protein. The record is from RefSeq and is a predicted model, not a curated record. Gene Ontology annotation, molecular function: transmembrane transporter activity. NCBI's taxonomy places the organism in Eukaryota, Fungi, Mortierellomycota, Mortierellomycetes, Mortierellales, Mortierellaceae. The transcript is spliced from 3 exons. Gene Ontology annotation, biological process: transmembrane transport. Gene Ontology annotation, cellular component: membrane. The annotation marks the transcript as partial.
CGCUUGAUGGUCUUUUUGGGCAUUACUGUCACACUUUUUAUAGCAGCCCUCGAUCAGACUAUUGUUACGACCACCUUGCCUUCCAUCGCCAAAGAGUUCAACAACUUUGCUGAUAUUUCCUGGAUUGGAACAGCAUAUCUUUUAACAACAACAGCCGUGCAGCCCCUCUAUGGUGUUGCGGCCGAUCUUUUUGGCCGUAAAAGAGCCAUGAUGUUCGCCUGUUCUGUCUUUCUGCUUGGAUCUGCGCUCUGCGGUGCAGCCCAGUCAAUGACCAUGCUCAUUGUUGCGAGGGCUGUACAGGGACUUGGAGGAAGUGGAAUCAUUGCUCUGAGUAUGAUUUUAGUUGCUGAUAUUGUCCCGUUGCGCCAGCGAGGUACUUAUCAGGCCUUGAUUGCUCUUAUUUUUGCUAUUGCUGCAGUUGUUGGUCCAUUGUUAGGUGGUGCUUUCUCAGACAAAGUUACCUGGCGCUGGGCCUUCUAUAUCAAUCUACCCGUGGGUGCACUCUCCAUGAUCCUCAUCAUCUUCUUCAUGCAUAUGAAGCGUCGCAAAGGCAUCCCUUUUGCAACUAAUCUUAAGUCACUCGACUAUAUUGGCAUCUUCCUGCUGAUGGCUUCCAUCGUCAUGAUCCUGCUUGGCUUAAACUGGGGUGCAGAUGCUAAAUAUCCCUGGAACUCCUCUGUUAUUCUCGCCCUGCUGAUUAUCGGCAUAGUUAUUGGAGCAAUCUUCAUCUUUCACGAGGCUAGAUACGCAAAGAAACCCAUCAUUCCUCUACGCCUCUUCGGCACACCUUCCUUAGCAGUCACUUACUUGCAGGUCUUUAUUCAGGGUUUUAUUUUUCUUGGUCUUCUUUUCUUUCUACCACUGUACUUCCAAGCUGUCCAUGGCUCAUCUGCUGUCAAGUCUGGAAUCGAUUUACUGCCCUAUGCCAUCGUCGGAGCAUUCGCCGCUAUCGUUGUUGGUCUACUGAUGAGUCGAUGGGGAACCUACAAAGAAUUUAUUGUGGCCGGGUGGAUUGUGGGCUGUAUUUCUGCUGGGCUAUUGAUCACGUUCGACGAAUACACAUCUCGCGGGAAAGUGAUUGGGAUCCUGCUUCUGCAGGGUAUCAGCAUGGGUAUGACUGUAAACACUCUACUCCUCGGCGUACAUGCACAGCUGAUCAAUAAGUCUGACCUUGCACUAAGCACCUCUCUCUGGACAUUCCUAAGAACCUUUGGUGGCGUGUUUGGAAUCGCUGUUGGUGGAACAUUUGUGCAGAGCAGCCUCAGUCAAGCGAACGCAAGUGAGUAUGCCCAGAAUAUCAAGGCAAUUGCUGGCCUUCCUCCAAAUAUCAAAGCUCCUGUCCUCCGUGCCUUUGUGCAGGGGCUUCAACACUUCUUCAUCCUGAUAACCAUCAUAUCUGGCAUAGGCUUGGUUGCCUCUCUAUUUAUUAAA